This is a messenger RNA of Uloborus diversus, 1143 nucleotides long. RefSeq lists its product as uncharacterized. Gene Ontology annotation, biological process: DNA replication, removal of RNA primer. The coding region runs from base 1 to 1143 and encodes 380 amino acids. Gene Ontology annotation, molecular function: nucleic acid binding; RNA-DNA hybrid ribonuclease activity. NCBI's taxonomy places the organism in Eukaryota, Metazoa, Arthropoda, Arachnida, Araneae, Uloboridae. The transcript has a single exon. The record is from RefSeq and is a predicted model, not a curated record.
AUGAAACGCAGCUGUCCUUCCGAAAUCGUCCUCUUUGAGGCAGAUCUACAGCCUCUUUCCGUGAGACGCCAGGCCACUUUAGUCAAAUACUUCAAUAAACUUUCUAGUAUAGAUCAUGGAAACAAAACUGCUCGCUACCUAAACAGUUGGAGAAACAAUAAAAGACUAAAGAGAAACAGCCCCUUUUCACUGAUAAAAACACAACAACUAAUUGCAUCAAAUGUGGAACCUCACUAUAUUCAUUGUAACAUAAAUACUUGUGCAGACCUCUCCAAUGUUGAGUUUUGUGAUGGUCUCCUUACCACCCUCAAUAAGAAAGAAUGUGUUCCUGAACUUAUUAGACAACUGGCCCUGGAAGUCAUCAAUAAAAUCUCUCCAAAUGAUAUUACAAUAUAUUCAGAUGGCAGCAAAAUGAAUAUUCAGGCAGGUAGUGGAACUUACAUUACAACUCUUCAAGAGAAGUUCUUCCUAAAGCAACGAAAUCCAGAUUUUUGUUCAGUUUUCCGAAGUGAAUUAAUUGCCAUUCACAUAGGUCUGGAGAAAAUUAUGUGCGAAAACAACUUCGGUGAUCUUUGGAUACUUUCUGACAGUAAAAGUUCAAUUCAACACCUCAGAAACUGGUCCCUCAUAGAAGACAAAACUAGCCUAUCAAUCCUACGUAAAGUAAAGCUCAUAGCCCUUCAGCAUAAGGUCCACUUUCAAUGGAUCCCUUCCCAUGUCGAUAUCUAUGGUAACGAGCUGGCCGAUACUCUUGCUAAAGAGAGUCUUGCCCAUCCAACACCUUUCACCUCGGAGCUCACCUAUCUAGAACUGUUCUCCCAGCAAAAAGCCAAUAAUAAAGAAAAAUGGUUAAUACCUCCAUCUCACAAUUGGUACAAAGGCAAAAGGCCAGGACAAACUCUUGCCCUUCCCUGUGAAAGGCAGACUAACACCCUUCUGUCUCGCCUCGCCAGUGGGCAUCUGAAAAGUCUCACUUUCUCUGGAAGCGCCAAGAGGUUCCCCAUCUGCCCUAAAUGCCAACAAGACCAGGCAUCACCACAGCAUAUCUUGAGCUGCCUGGGAUUGGACUGGAACGACAUAUUCGAUAGUCCACUGCUAGUGUCAGAUUUCAUAAGGGUCAACGGCUUCAUCGAUUUGGUCUGA